UUAAUCACCUCUGUUUUUUUUUAUUUUUUGCUAAACAAACCAAAAACAACUGAACAUUUUGAAAAAUGUUUUUUCUUAGUUUCGGUUAUAAAAUUUUGUAAAUAAGUGAUUUUUCUCCUUCACUGAUGUGCAAUAUUGAGGCUGCAGUGGUGGGCACUGAUAGACUUCACUGAUGGGCACUGAUGAGGAGGCACUGAUGGGCACUGAUAUGUGGCAUUGAUGUGGCACUGAUGGGCACUGGCAGG
Staurois parvus is the source of this 245-nucleotide messenger RNA. The record is from the annotation of a GenBank genome assembly. NCBI's taxonomy places the organism in Eukaryota, Metazoa, Chordata, Amphibia, Anura, Ranidae.